AUGGCGUUUGUCAUUGUAAUUAGAAAAGAGAAGCGGAAGACUAGAGAGUUUUAUAAGAAAAAUGGUGGUCUUACCUUGGAGAAAGCUAAUGUCAUUAAGCUUUUCAAAAAGGAGGAGCUCAAGCCAAUUUUGAAGAGUAGCAAUUUAAUUGGAAAAGGUGGCUUUGGUGAAGUUUACAAGGGGGUUGUUGAUAGCAAACUCGUCGCAGUAAAGAAACCAAUUAGUGGUAAUGUGCUGGAGACCAAGCAAUUUGCAAAUGAAGUCAUCAUCCAGUCUCAAGUCAUCCACAAGAACAUCGUCAAGCUUAUAGGUUGUUGCCUGGAAGUGGACACCCCCAUGCUAGUGUAUGAGUUCAUUUCCAAAGGAAGCUUGCAUGACAUUCUUCACGGGGUUGACAACAAGGAGCCUCUCAAGUUGGAUGUGCGUCUAAGCAUUGUCACAGACGCAGCGCAUGGUCUAGCUUAUAUGCAUUCACAAACCCAUAGCAAAAUCCUGCACGGUGAUGUUAAACCAGCAAACAUACUGUUGGAUGACAACUUUGUGCCGAAGAUCUCAGACUUGGGCAUAUCCAGAUUGAUUGACAAGGAACACACUGCAAAUGUAAUUGGUGACAUGACGUAUAUGGAUCCAGUAUACCUGCAAACAGGCCUAUUGACUGAAAAAAGUGAUGUCUACAGUUUUGGGGUUGUCAUCCUAGAGGUCAUUAGCAGGAAGAAGGCCUCUCAUUCUGACAAUAACAGCUUAGUGACGAGCUUCCUUGAGUGUCACAAAGAAGAGAAGGAAGCAACUGGGUUGUUUGAUAAGGAAAUUGCAGCAACAGGAGUUUUGGAGCUUCUUGACACUCUGGCAGAAAUUGCUGUGGCAUGCCUUAACCUUGAUGUGGAUCAGAGGCCAUCAAUGACAGAUAUUGCGGCACGCCUUCGCACGUUAAAUACAUCCUGUAUGCCGUCAGUCGGUUCCCGGAGCUGA
This is a messenger RNA of Triticum turgidum subsp. durum (durum wheat), 969 nucleotides long. The record is from the annotation of a GenBank genome assembly. Lineage: Eukaryota; Viridiplantae; Streptophyta; Magnoliopsida; Poales; Poaceae.